This is a messenger RNA of Trypanosoma cruzi, 2418 nucleotides long. RefSeq lists its product as uncharacterized. The record is from RefSeq and is a predicted model, not a curated record. Lineage: Eukaryota; Euglenozoa; Kinetoplastea; Trypanosomatida; Trypanosomatidae. The transcript has a single exon. Bases 1 to 2418 code for a protein of 805 amino acids.
AUGUCAAAGGCAUUGCCGCCCAUUAAACCGUUGUCGCCGCGUGGGCGUGAUGCGUACAACGGCUCUGGGCGUCCCCGGACGGCCCUACAAACUCCGCUCACCCCUCCGGAGGGGAACGCGCGAGUCCCAACAGCGACAACAACAACAGGGACGGCUCAAUCCUCCACAAUACGUGUUCUCUCUCGAGAAGUGGGGUUUUCACUGGGCCCGGUGCAGGAUCGUUUCUUGCCGCCGUACAACGACCUUGAGGAUCCACACCUGGCGCAGUACUGGGCCCGCCGUGAGUUGCUCAUAAGAGAACUCGCCGAACGAAGGCAUGAGUUGCAACGACAACGGCGGCUGGAGCGGAGACGCCGCGAGAUGUUACGUCGGCGUUUUGAGCGACGUCGGCGGCGAGAGUUAGAGGAUCUUUCUGCCAAAAAGGGAUACGCGUCGCAUCGGCGAGAAAUGGAGGAAGAGGAGCAGGAGCGGCAGCGUUCUGCGAGAAGGCGUCAGCCACAUCCACCCCAGGCCAACAGAUCCUUCAGCGGUAGAAACCGAUCAUGGAGACGAGGGUAUGACGUUUCCGCACGCAACAAUCGGCCCGCCACGGCAUCUUGUGGUGCAAUUAUGGAUUACAGUAAGAAAACCCCACUUUCGCAGAGACAAACGAGUGCGAGGAAAGCCAACCAAGAAUCAUCUCUCCACACAGCCGUGCAUCAUCGUCCAUCCAAGGAAAUGCCCACAGAAACGAAGAAGACGGCAAAAACGGACACGUCAGCACACAAAAAAACAGUAAAUUCAGCAAAAGCCGUCGCGGCGGCAAAAAUAAGGGCCGCCGCAGCAAAAGCAGCGGCAGACACACUAGAGGGGGAACCCAGCGAAUUUCAAUCUUCCCUAAACACACCGAUAAGGUGUAAAUACCCACAGGAGGCUGACACGAGGACGGAAGCACCAGCGCAACCAAAGUCUUCUAAAAAGGCCGAUGUAUUCAGUAAUUUCACCGCAUCCACAUCUUCUUCAUCUUUAUCCUCGUCGUCAUCAUCGCGCAGAUUCAGAAGAAAUGGAAGGCGGCAGCGGAACAACAAGUAUAACAGCAACAAAAAAUCUGCGGCAUCCGCCCGCUCCGCCAAAAAGAGGGCAGUGUCGCCACUCUCGUCACAGGAGGUCCAGGCUGUGGUGAAUGCAAGGCAUGCCACGCCAAGUUAUGACGAGUACGACGAUGAAUAUGAGUCCGAGACACCCGCUUCCCCCAAGAAGCGGCCCGCGGUGCUCUCGUCACAGGAGGUCCAGGCUGUGGUGAAUGCAAGGCAUGCCACGCCAAGGAAUGACGAGUACGACGAUGACUAUGAGUCCGAGACACCCGCUUCCGCCAAGAAGCGGCCCGCGGUGCUCUCGUCACAGGAGGUCCAGGCUGUGGUGAAUGCAAGGCAUGCCACGCCAAGGAAUGACGAGUACGACGAUGACUAUGAGUCCGAGACACCCGCUUCCGCCAAGAAGCGGCCCGCGGUGCUCUCGUCACAGGAGGUCCAGGCACAGGUGGAUGCAAGGCAUGCCACGCCAAGGAAUGACGAGUACGACGAUGACUAUGAGUCCGAGACAUCCACUUCUGCUAAUGAGCAGCCCGCGGUGCUCUCGUCACAGGAGGUCCAGGCACAGGUGAAUGCAAGGCGUACCACGCCAAGGAAUGACGAGUACGACGAUGACUAUGAGUCCGAGACAUCCACUUCUGCUAAUGAGCAGCCCGCGGUGCUCUCGUCACAGGAGGUCCAGGCACAGGUGAAUGCAAGGCGUACCACGCCAAGGAAUGACGAGUACGACGAUGACUAUGAGUCCGAGACAUCCGCUUCUGCUAAUGAGCAGCCCGCGGUGCUCUCGUCACAGGAGGUUCAGGCACAGGUGAAUGCAAGGCGUACCACGCCAAGGAAUGACGAGUACGACGAUGACUAUGAGUCCGAGACAUCCGCUUCCGCUAAUGAGCAGCCCGCGGUGCUCUCGUCACAGGAGGUCCAGGCUGUGGUGAAUGCAAGGCGUACCACGCCAAGGAAUGACGAGUACGACGAUGACUAUGAGUCCGAGACACCCGCUUCCGCCAAGAAGCGGCCCGCGGUGCUCUCGUCAAAGGAGUUCCAGGCACAGGUGAAAUAUAAGACUUCUUCAAGUUCCUCCAUAUCUCGUAGCAGUACGAGUUCGCGUUCGGGUGAUUCAGAUUUGGAUGAGAGUGGGCGGGGGGACCCUUAUCACGAGUUGGGUGAUGCUUCAGGAAAACUGAAGGGAAACCAGAAAACAAAAGUGACUGCCAGUGCUAACGGGUUAGGGCCAGGUGUAUCUUUAAAUAAAUCAGCCAAAUUUUCUACUUCGUCCCCAAGGAGCAAUAAAAAAGAGCUCAGUGAGAAUGACCUGGUAAAAGACUCUAGUUAUGUUCACGACGAGUAUUAG